Messenger RNA from Myxocyprinus asiaticus (Chinese sucker), 1005 nucleotides. RefSeq names its product SRY-box transcription factor 21a (gene sox21a). The transcript has a single exon. The record is from RefSeq and is a predicted model, not a curated record. The coding region runs from base 253 to 981 and encodes 242 amino acids. Gene Ontology annotation, biological process: anatomical structure morphogenesis; cell differentiation; regulation of DNA-templated transcription. NCBI's taxonomy places the organism in Eukaryota, Metazoa, Chordata, Actinopteri, Cypriniformes, Catostomidae. Gene Ontology annotation, molecular function: DNA-binding transcription factor activity, RNA polymerase II-specific; RNA polymerase II cis-regulatory region sequence-specific DNA binding.
CCCAGAUCACUUCAGAGAUUCAUCAGAGACUCUUUAUUUCGCUUCAAACACACUGUGUGUCCAUGGAUAACAAGCUGAACCAUCGGAACUUGUUUGAGGAGCUAUCAAAAUAUCUGAUGGCAUUUUAAUGGACGCAGACUCAGAUUUUGGUGCCAUGUUACAAAGGUAACAUAUUCAUGAGUUAUUCAGCUGUGCGUCAAAGAAACUUUUGACUUCUUAGACGUUUUUGGACCCAAGAACAUUGUUUCAGAAAUGGCGAAACCCAUGGACCAUGUGAAGCGUCCAAUGAACGCUUUUAUGGUGUGGUCGAGAGCUCAGAGGAGGAAGAUGGCACUGGACAACCCGAAGAUGCACAACUCUGAGAUCAGCAAGCGCCUCGGAGGAGAAUGGAAACUCCUGUCGGACUCUGAAAAAAGACCUUUUAUUGACGAAGCAAAACGCCUCAGAGCCGUUCACAUGAAGGAGCAUCCGGAUUAUAAAUACAGACCCCGGCGAAAGCCUAAAACCCUCAUUAAAAAAGACAGGUAUCACUUUAAUGUGGCGUAUAAUUUGGGUGACACGUACCCCAUGAAAAGUGCGCGGUUACCCGGCGAUGCGCUGACGGACUCGAUGAUGGGGAACGCGGAGAAAACUUCUGUUUCUUCACCCACCAGAGUGUUUUUCGGUCACCACCUGACCGCCAACCCCUAUCCAUUUCUCGACGUGACCUCCAAAAUGUCGGAAUUACCCCCUGCGCCAUUUCCACAUUAUUCUAUGUUCGGUUAUCCUGGUGGAGUCUCCGCGUUUCCCGGGAUGGGGAUCCUCGCUGGCGCGCCACACGCACACACGUCUCCGGGGGGUAACCCGGGCCACAUGGUGCAUUAUAACUACUCGGGCUGGCCGCCGGGUUCUGGACCUGCUGUUCCUUCCGCUUAUGUGCUUUUACCAGGAAUGCCCAAAGCCCAGCAUGAACCUUACCUGGCGUACGCUGCGACCAUAUGAUUCCCAUGAAACUACAGGACUAAA